AUGGCGGCAGCUUUGGCCGGUUUGGACAGCAGCCAGCCCAGUGGAUCAUUGAUGGACUUGUAUGGAUUCCCAGAACUCUACGGUUCAGUUAUCCAGGAGGCUGUCAAUAAUGGAUCAGGGCAACGAGACUUCGAUUGCCCGUACCGAGAAGCUCAAGAGAACGUCUCGGUCAACUACCUGAAAGCGUUCCCAGGUACCCAGACAUUCGCUCAGGUUCCUACCUCGAUGUUUGGCCCUGAUGGUUUAAACGUCACAUACUGGACGACAACCGAUUGGACAGGACCCGUGAACCAGACUACGACAGCUGGGAACAUCAGCGCCGGAGAUUACCCCAAGAACAUGGCCAGCGUUUGGCCGGAUGUCUACUCCUCUCGGUACGUUGGCCACUUCUACGCCAACGAGACGGGCCUGUAUUAUUUCUCCGUGUAUGGAAAUGGAUUGGGUAAUCUCUAUAUCGAUGACGACCUGGUUACGAGCUUAAAUGGAAGCAACUUUAACAUGGUGGCCCAAGGAGUGGUGAAGCUUACCGCAGGACAGGCUAAAGACUUCAACCACGAUGGUCUGGCCAAGGUUGCCAAGCAAGCGGAUUUGAGCAUUGUUUUCGUGAAUGAUGAGGUUACGGAGGGUCUUGACAAUAACAACGCUUUACAGCUACCCAGCAACCAGGACGAGCUCAUCUCAAAGAUUGCCAAGCACAGCAAGCGCACGGUAGUUGUUGUCAGCACCAACAGCGCCAUUCUGAUGCCUUGGUUGAACGAAGUUGACGCUGUCGUCGAGACUUUCUACCCUGGCCAAGAAAUCGGACCUGCGAUCGCACGCCUUCUCUUCGGUGAUGUGAACUUCUCAGGAAAACUUCCUAUUACAUUCCCCAAGGCUCUUGCAGAUACCCCAACCGCGGACAUUGAACGUUACCCAGGAGUCAACCUGAAGGCUAACUAUUUCGAGGGUCUCUUUGUUGGCUACCGCUGGUUCGAUGAAAACUCCGUGAAGCCUUUGUUCCCCUUCGGAUUCGGAUUGUCGUAUACUGAAUUUGAGCUGUCAAAGAUGAAAGUCAAAGUUGGUGGAAAGAAUGAGAAAUUCAUUGACAUCAAGGCCGAAGUCCACAAUACAGGAACUAUUUUUGGACAGGAAGUUGUCCAACUAUACGUACAGUUCCCCGAAGAAUGCCAGGAACCACCUAGACUUCUGAAGGGAUUCCAAAAGGUUGCCAUCGACUCGAAACGCAAGUCAAAGGUCGAAUUUACUUCGGGCGUUGAAAAUUUAUCCAUCUGGAUCACUGCUUCCAAGAAAUGGGAAUUUGUGCCUGGUCAAUACUCGUUUUUUGUGGGAACAUCUUCCAGGGACCUUCCCCUGAAGGAAUCCAUCCAUCUGAAAUAG
This is a messenger RNA of Penicillium malachiteum, 1377 nucleotides long. RefSeq lists its product as uncharacterized. The transcript is spliced from 3 exons. The record is from RefSeq and is a predicted model, not a curated record. Gene Ontology annotation, biological process: glucan catabolic process. The coding region runs from base 1 to 1377 and encodes 458 amino acids. NCBI's taxonomy places the organism in Eukaryota, Fungi, Ascomycota, Eurotiomycetes, Eurotiales, Aspergillaceae. Gene Ontology annotation, molecular function: beta-glucosidase activity.